Messenger RNA from Gamsiella multidivaricata, 918 nucleotides. RefSeq lists its product as uncharacterized. The record is from RefSeq and is a predicted model, not a curated record. The transcript is spliced from 2 exons. The coding region runs from base 77 to 793 and encodes 238 amino acids. Lineage: Eukaryota; Fungi; Mortierellomycota; Mortierellomycetes; Mortierellales; Mortierellaceae.
GUUAGGGGCUCGGCCGAUCAUUCCCACGGCAGCGGACUUAGAUGGUGCUGGUGCCUACUUUUUUUUCAUGUAAUAGAUGUUCGAAACAUCACCGCCGGCGGUGCAGAGGGCAUCUGUGAUUACCAAACGGAAACCCGCACCAUUACGCUCUGCUGUCAUGCCGAAGCAGAAUCGUACUCCAGAACCUGAGCAACAAAAAGAGGAGCACCAGACACAGCAGCAACAGCAACGGAGGAAAUCUGACAAGGUUCAGCACCAUGAUGUGGCCCUGUGGGGUCUGGUGUCAGAUGCAGAAUCUGCUCGCAGGCUUAGUCAAGGCAAGGACAAGAACCAAAGGAAGUCGUUGGACGGCGUCGUCGAGUUUAAGUCGACAUUGACCCCGCCCAAGAAUUUGGAACCGCACUAUUCUGAGUGUGAGGUCCCCCUUGAGGAGCACCAAGAACGCUUUCGACGGAAGUUAGACCGAUGGAAGCGAGUUGAGCGCCAACAUCAGUACGAGGCGCCACCUCUUCCGUCAUACCAAGACUUGUAUAUCCCCACUUCUACGUCUCGGACUGCCUUAUUGGCGGAGCCAGAGGUUUGGCAAGAAGAUCAGCUCGAGGAACAGGAAAUUCUUGAGGAAGAGAAUGCUCAUCGGGAAAGGAUCCUACAGGACCUACGAGCUCAGAUGGCACGCGAGGAGGAGUUGCGUGAGAGGAAGAGAAGAAGAGACGAGGAAUUUGAGGAUGGGGAGGAGAUAAUGGAACGAAGGCGGUUAUCCAAGAGACGACGAGAAGCUGAAUUUUGGUCUUGAACAAAUCUCCUGAUAACUGUCCCCUCUGUACCGGGCAUCCACAUUUAAUAAAUAUUGAUGGAGCGGCGCGAGAUAUCAUCGUUACUGAGCUUUAAAAAGAAUCUAACAUGGAAAAGGAUAAGGCG